AUGCUGAAAAUCGUGAGCCGGUAUCUAAAUAGGCUGCACUUUCUGCUGACCAUGUGGGCUCUGCUGCAGGUGACCCUCUGCCAGCCGUAUCAGUUGCCCCACCGCUGCUCCAACCGCCUGGAGAACGCUUUGGAGCACAUGAGACGUCGUAGUAUCCAGACCAAGAGCUCCUCCUAUUCGAGAGCCAUGUGGGAGCCACCGCCGCAGAGUCCCUACCAGCUGUACCACAGCUUCUAUGGGCAGCACAGCGAUCCGGAGGACGACUUCUACAACGUGGGCGGUGGUGGCUAUAAUUCGGGGCGUGGCUAUCAUGCCAAGCUGCUCCACCGGAGCGGACAGCCCUAUCCCUUCUCCGAUUCCAGUAGCUCCGGAGCUCUGGAGCUGGAGGAUCUGCUGGCGGUGAACCAGCAGAAUCAGCAGCACAGACAGCCCCACAAACUGGCCAUUUCCCGGGUGGAUGUGGAGGAUCUCAAGGUGCGAGUGCCGCCGGCCAAGUCGGCCAACCGCUGGGUGGAGAUCGACAAGUGCAAGUUCAGCACGGAGAACUCCACGCUGGACACGCGGCUGAUUUUUCCGGAUCUCACGCUGAGCGGCAAGGUGGUGAUGCAACCGAUGGGCGGCAAAUGCCACAUGAUCCUGCGACUCCGGCAUGCGGGCAUCGAGUUCCGAACGGUGCCACUGGGAUACGAGUCGGGAUCGGGGCAAUCCUCCGCGAACUAUGAGCAGUCCAGGCGAUUGGGAGCUGCCUCCGUGCGCACGGAUUCCCACUUCGCCGAGCCGGGAUUCAUAUCGGUGUUCGCCCACGGAUGCCAGGGACCCACUGGGAUUCGGUUGCGCCAGAACUCCAAGCGGCGGUUCGGCAGUGCUCCGGAUGUGGAACUGGGCGAACCGCAUGUGAUUCUGGGCAGCAAGAGGCCGCAGAGAUGGGGCAAGUUGCACUACACUCAGGAUUCUCAACCAGAUUCUCGGCCAGUUGGAUACGAUAUACGACGGGGUCAGAAUGGCAAUCCUCAGCGGGAUCGCAGCGUGGAGCUGGGCAACGAUAGCCAGGCCCAGGAUUCGGGUGAGUUCGUGGAUGUGAAUGGCGACAACUUCUACCGGCGGCAGUUUAGCAAAAAGCGGAGACGCCGCCGGCGGUUCGCCAAGGAGAACUUGGUUCCCGACCAGAUCAACUUCAGCGAGGAUGUGCUGCACUUCGAGGAUGAGCAGCUGCAGCAGCUGGUGGAGCCGGAUGCCCGUGCCUUUGCGGACAUCUUCAGUGGAGCAGCCAGCGGAGGAGCAAGUUCCAGCGGAGAUCGCGAGGAGCUGGUGGGCGAGGCCAUGUCCCACGAGCUGGAGAAGCUCUUCUCGAUGGGCGUGCGGGGUCUGCUGACCACCUACAUGCAGCGGGCCCUCCAGCCGGCCAUCAAGGAGACUCUGAUGGAGAACAUGGGCUACACCCUGAGCUACGGCUAA
Messenger RNA from Drosophila takahashii, 1455 nucleotides. RefSeq lists its product as uncharacterized. NCBI's taxonomy places the organism in Eukaryota, Metazoa, Arthropoda, Insecta, Diptera, Drosophilidae. The record is from RefSeq and is a predicted model, not a curated record.